Coffea arabica (coffee) is the source of this 1528-nucleotide messenger RNA. RefSeq names its product 2-alkenal reductase (NADP(+)-dependent)-like. Gene Ontology annotation, molecular function: 2-alkenal reductase [NAD(P)H] activity. The record is from RefSeq and is a predicted model, not a curated record. NCBI's taxonomy places the organism in Eukaryota, Viridiplantae, Streptophyta, Magnoliopsida, Gentianales, Rubiaceae.
AGUAACAAUACAGGAUACGUGUGCAUUGCUAGUUGCUACUUCGCGCCAUUUUCAGCUCAGUUGAGAGCAGCUUUGAGAGGAAAAAUGGCGGAACGGGAGGAAGUGGAGAACAAGCAGGUGAUACUGAACCACUGCGUCAGGGGUUCUCCGAAGGAGAGCGAUAUGGAAAUCAGGACCGCCAGAACGAAGCUGAAGCUUCCGGGAGGUUCUUCGGGCGCAAUUUUGGUGAAAAAUCUCUACUUGUCUUGUGAACCUUACACUUACGUGACAAACGGCAUGAGCAAGAUGGAAGGCAAGAUCGAAGGCGUCAACUUGGAGUCCUUCAAUCCUGGCUCUCCUAUAGUGGGAUAUGGAGUUGCUGAAGUUUUGGAUUCUAGUCAUCCAAAUUUUAAGAAAGGUGAUCUGGUGUGGGGAAUCACUACAUGGGAAGAGUACAGCAUUAUCACUUCCACAGAGGGUCUCUUUAAGAUUCAGCACACAGAUGUGCCUUUGUCCUACUAUACAGGCAUCCUGGGUAUGCCUGGCAUGACUGCUUAUGCUGGUUUUUUUGAGGUGUGCUCUCCGAAGAAGGGAGAACGUGUCUUUAUUUCAGCAGCUUCUGGAGCAGUUGGCCAACUUGUUGGGCAAUUUGCAAAGCUAUUUGGCUGCUAUGUUGUUGGAAGUGCUGGAAGCAAAGAGAAGGUUGAUUUAUUGAAGAACAAGUUGGGGUUUGACGAAGCUUUCAACUAUAAAGAAGAGGCAGAUUUAAAUGUGGCUCUGGAAAGGUAUUUUCCAGAUGGUAUUGAUAUUUACUUCGAGAAUGUAGGUGGAAAGAUGCUUGAUGCCGUGCUUCUAAACAUGACCGUCCACAGCCGCAUUGCUGCCUGUGGCAUGAUUUCGCAAUAUAACCUUGAGCAUCCGGAAGGAAUUCACAAUCUGCUUUGCCUACUCACCAAGCGAAUUCGAAUGGAAGGAUUUCUAGUGUUUGAUUACUACCAUCUCUAUCCUAAGUUCCUGGAAAUGAUUAUCCCACAGAUUAAAGAAGGGAAGAUUAGUUAUGUGGAAGAUAUAGCUGAAGGCCUCGAGAAUGGCCCAAGUGCUCUGAUACGGCUAUUCUCAGGGCGCAACAUUGGGAAGCAGCUGGUAGCAGUGACCCGUGGAUAAUGUAUAUCAUCUGGAAUUGCCCUUUUCAAGAGUUGACAAGGAGAAACAAUGACCUCUGUACAUGGCCCUGAAGAGUCAAGACUAAGGAGCAGUUGGUUCAUCAACUUCUCUCUAGUGAGAGAAAUUAGUAAACAACUUGUUGUAGAUAGAACUCUAGUUUCAGUUACAAAUGCAUUGAUAAAAUGGAUCAAAGUGCUGACUGGUCUGCCAAUGGCAGCAUCUGCAGAGAACCAGGAUUGCAUGCAGAUCUUUAGAGAGCCUCCAACUGAACUUGAGGAAAUUCUUGGAGCGGACAUCUUAGGGGUAAACGUUUAAGAGGAUGCACCUCUCUCUUUUGUAACAAAAAAAAAAAAAAAAAAACAAGUGCAAAUCUACCCUUGAACAU